Molecule: messenger RNA, 698 nt
Organism: Larimichthys crocea (large yellow croaker)
Lineage: Eukaryota; Metazoa; Chordata; Actinopteri; Sciaenidae
Product: patched domain-containing protein 3-like
Exons: 1
Coding region: 27-698 (223 amino acids)
Cellular component (GO): membrane
Source: RefSeq, a predicted model, not a curated record
UGAACACAUUCUUAAAAUUCAGCCCUAUGUUCAAACAAGACAUCAAUUUUACAGGCAAUGAGAUUCAAGCCUCUCGCUUUUUCAUCCAGACACUCAAGAAUAUAGACGAGGGGGAUAUGUUGAUUGGACUCAGGAAAACCGCAGAGGACUGUCCAAUAAAGCUCCUGGUGUACCACCCUUCCUUCAUCUACUUUGACCAGUACACUGUUAUUGCAGACAACACUAUUCAAACCAUGCUGGUGGCUGUGGCUGUGAUGCUAGUCAUCUCGCUCCUCUUGAUACCCCAUCCUCUUUGUUCCAUAUGGGUGUGUUUUGCAAUUGCCUCAGUCAUUGUUGGUGUGACAGGGUUCAUGGUGCUGUGGGGUGUAAACUUGGACUCCAUUUCCAUGAUCAACCUGGUCAUGUGCAUUGGUUUUUCUGUAGAUUUCUCUGCACAUAUUUCUUACGCUUUUGUCUCCAGCCAAAAGAGUGAUGUAAAUGAGAAAGCUAUAGAUGCUUUGGCCAAUUUAGGCUACCCAGUUGUGCAAGGAGCAUUGUCCACUAUUUUAGGAGUGGUGGUGCUGUCCAUGUCUGGGAGUUACAUCUUUAGAACAUUUUUCAAGAUUGUGUUUCUUGUGAUUACAUUUGGGCUGCUCCAUGGCUUAAUGUUUAUUCCAGUGUUUCUGACACUGUUUGGGAUCUGUGGAAAGUGGUGUUAA